Messenger RNA from Pongo pygmaeus (Bornean orangutan), 1748 nucleotides. RefSeq names its product cell division cycle 20 (gene CDC20). Gene Ontology annotation, cellular component: anaphase-promoting complex. The coding region runs from base 190 to 1689 and encodes 499 amino acids. Gene Ontology annotation, biological process: positive regulation of anaphase-promoting complex-dependent catabolic process; anaphase-promoting complex-dependent catabolic process; positive regulation of ubiquitin protein ligase activity. NCBI's taxonomy places the organism in Eukaryota, Metazoa, Chordata, Mammalia, Primates, Hominidae. The record is from RefSeq and is a predicted model, not a curated record. Gene Ontology annotation, molecular function: anaphase-promoting complex binding; ubiquitin ligase activator activity; protein binding. The transcript has 11 exons.
CUGCGCCGGAGAGGCCAAUGGGCGAGGGCAACGGUUGCGACGGUUGGGUUUUGAAAGAGCCAAUAGGCACUCGGAGCGGAGAGUUUAAGAGGCGUAAGCCAGGCGUGUUAAAGCCGGUCGGAACUGCUCCGGAGGGAACGGGCUCUGUAGGCACCAACUGCAAGGACCCCUCCCCCUGCGGGCGCUCCCAUGGCACAGUUCGCGUUCGAGAGUGACCUGCACUCGCUGCUUCAGCUGGAUGCACCCAUCCCCAAUGCACCCCCUGCGCGCUGGCAGCGCAAAGCCAAGGAAGCCGCAGGCCCGGCCCCCUCACCCAUGCGGGCCGCCAACCGAUCCCACAGCGCCGGCAGGACUCCGGGCCGAACUCCUGGCAAAUCCAGUUCCAAGGUUCAGACCACUCCUAGCAAACCUGGCGGUGACCGCUAUAUCCCCCAUCGCAGUGCUGCCCAGAUGGAGGUGGCCAGCUUCCUCCUGAGCAAGGAGAACCAGCCUGAAAACAGCCAGACGCCCACCAAGAAGGAACAUCAGAAAGCCUGGGCUUUGAACCUGAACGGUUUUGAUGUAGAGGAAGCCAAGAUCCUUCGGCUCAGUGGAAAACCACAAAAUGCGCCAGAGGGUUACCAGAACAGACUGAAAGUACUCUACAGCCAAAAGGCCACUCCUGGCUCCAGCCGGAAGACCUGCCGUUACAUUCCUUCCCUGCCAGACCGUAUCCUGGAUGCGCCUGAAAUCCGAAAUGACUAUUACCUGAACCUUGUGGAUUGGAGCUCUGGGAAUGUACUGGCCGUGGCACUGGACAACAGUGUGUACCUGUGGAGCGCAAGCUCUGGUGACAUCCUGCAGCUUUUGCAAAUGGAGCAGCCUGGGGAAUAUGUAUCCUCUGUGGCCUGGAUCAAAGAGGGCAACUACUUGGCUGUGGGCACCAGCAGUGCUGAGGUGCAGCUAUGGGAUGUGCAGCAGCAGAAACGGCUUCGAAAUAUGACCAGUCACUCUGCCCGAGUGGGCUCCCUAAGCUGGAACAGCUAUAUCCUGUCCAGUGGUUCACGUUCUGGCCACAUCCACCACCAUGAUGUUCGGGUAGCAGAACACCAUGUGGCCACACUGAGUGGCCACAGCCAGGAAGUGUGUGGGCUGCGCUGGGCCCCAGAUGGACGACAUUUGGCCAGUGGUGGCAAUGAUAACUUGGUCAAUGUGUGGCCUAGUGCUCCUGGAGAGGGUGGCUGGGUUCCUCUGCAGACAUUCACCCAGCAUCAAGGGGCUGUCAAGGCCGUAGCAUGGUGUCCCUGGCAGUCCAAUGUCCUGGCAACAGGAGGGGGCACCAGUGAUCGACACAUUCGCAUCUGGAACGUGUGCUCUGGGGCCUGUCUGAGUGCCGUAGAUGCCCAUUCCCAGGUGUGCUCCAUCCUCUGGUCUCCCCACUACAAGGAGCUCAUCUCAGGCCAUGGCUUUGCACAGAACCAGCUAGUUAUUUGGAAGUACCCAACCAUGGCCAAGGUGGCUGAACUCAAAGGUCACACAUCCCGGGUCCUAAGUCUGACCAUGAGCCCAGAUGGGGCCACAGUGGCAUCCGCAGCAGCAGAUGAGACCCUGAGGCUAUGGCGCUGUUUUGAGUUGGACCCUGCGCGGCGGCGGGAGCGGGAGAAGGCCAGUGCAGCCAAAAGCAGCCUCAUCCACCAAGGCAUCCGCUGAAGACCAACCCAUCACCUCAGUUGUUUUUUAUUUUUCUAAUAAAGUCAUGUCUCCCUUCA